This is a messenger RNA of Acanthopagrus latus (yellowfin seabream), 5299 nucleotides long. RefSeq names its product disintegrin and metalloproteinase domain-containing protein 12-like. The record is from RefSeq and is a predicted model, not a curated record. Bases 691 to 3582 code for a protein of 963 amino acids. Lineage: Eukaryota; Metazoa; Chordata; Actinopteri; Spariformes; Sparidae. Gene Ontology annotation, biological process: proteolysis. Gene Ontology annotation, molecular function: metalloendopeptidase activity. The transcript is spliced from 23 exons.
AGCUCACGAUCGGUCAAAUGAGCAAAUACAUAGAUAUAAAUUCAACAAAAUAAAAACAAGGAAAAAUAAGAACAGCCUAUGUAGUUAGAAUGCAACAUUUUUUUGUUGUUGUUGUUGUUUCGAGCUUUUAUUUUGAAGGCUGGAACCGGAUACCGCGCCCCGAUCGUUUCCGGUAACUUGACGCAGCUUCUUUAAGGAGACGCCGCUCAUCGUAGGUCAGCGUUAGGACCCCGCGGCGUCGUCUCACUGAAGCACAUGGUCCCCACUCAUAAGACAACACUUCUCUCCAGUAAUUGUGCUGGAAUUGGUGUCGUUCCAGUGUGGCGACAGAGACGCAGCGGCUUGUGUCCUCUCUGUCACUGUUUCCUCACUUUUCUUCCCCUCACGCUUCUCACUUUCUCCUCAGCGCGGUGCGUCUGUAAUCCUCUCCGAAUGGGGAGAGCGCACGGACUUGGAUCAGCUGUCGUCGGGAUUUCCUAAACUAAAGCAGCCCGCUCAUAUACUUGAUCAUAUUUCAGGAAGUUAUUACUUUUUUUUCUCGGGAGAGAGAGAGGGAGAGGGGGGCUGGCUCUCUCUUCUUUUGCACAUCAGCUGUUGGAGGGGAACCAGGGGGGUGUUUGUAUGAUGAUGGUCGCGCUGCAGUGAAGAACAGUUGGCCAGUCCCACGUCCACGCUCUCAAGCCGGGCACCAUGAAUCCCGGGAGCCAGCGGAGGCUGAAGUUUGUUAUCCUGACAGCUCUUCAGGCUUUGUGCGCGUCCGUGCUGCUGUGCGACAGCGCGUUCUCCACAUCUGCUGAAGGGGAUCUUCUGACUGUUCGACACAGACCCACGGCGAAGCAGAAACACUACGGGACCACCGUACCUCUUCAGCGCGUUGGACGAGACUGGAAACCGAUCGGCCAACUCGAAUCCCAGAGUCACCCUGCCUCACUGAAGCUCCUGAUUGAAGCGGAAGGUGAACAGCUGCUCUUGGCUCUGGAGAAAAACGAGGGGCUGUUCGCGAGCAACUACACAGAAAUCCAUUACCUGGAAGAUGGCAGCGCGGUUACGGGCUCUCACAACUCCAUGGCAAACUGCUACUACCACGGUGAGGUGGAGGGUCAUGUCAACUCGGACGUCAGCCUCAGCACCUGCGCUGGUGUUAAGGGCUUCAUAUCUCUCAAAGGCAAAUCCUACGUACUGGAACCAUCUGCUGAUCACUCUGAUGGGACUCACUGGAUCUACGCAGCUGAACACCUCAAUUUCUCUCCUGGCACCUGCGGCCAUGAUUCAUUCAACUUAUCCCAUCCCAUCGAAUAUGCAGACGGCAGUCCGUUCAGGACCUUCAGCUCGCGGCAUAAACGCCACGCUCAGACGACGACCAAGUAUGUGGAGCUGAUCAUCGUGGCCGACAAUAGAGAGUUCCAGAAGCAAGGCAAGGACAUGGAGAAGGUCAAGCAGCGGCUGGCCGAGAUCGCCAAUUACGUGGACAAGUUCUACCGGGCUCUGAAUAUCCGCGUGGCCCUGGUGGGCCUGGAGGUGUGGAGUGAUGUGGACAAGUGUCCAAUCACCCAGGACCCUUUCACCACCCUGCACGAGUUCCUCGACUGGAGAAAGGUCAAGCUGCUGCCUCAGAAGCCUCAUGACAACGCUCAGCUAAUCAGUGGGGUGUAUUUCCAGGGCACCACCAUUGGUAUGGCACCCAUCAUGAGUAUGUGCACAGCAGAGCAGUCGGGAGGAAUCGUCAUGGACCAUUCGGACAACCCGCUAGGCGCUGCAGUCACUCUGGCCCACGAGCUCGGACACAACUUUGGGAUGAACCACGAUACGCCAGAAAGAGGGUGUGGCUGCAGGGUGACAGUGGAUCGCGGAGGCUGCAUCAUGACUCCCUCGACUGGGUAUCCGUUCCCCACCGUGUUCAGCAGCUGCAGCAAGAAGGACCUGACGGCCAGUUUCGAAAAAGGCGUCGGGAUGUGUCUGUUCAACAUGCCGGAGGUCAAGGUGCUCUACGGUGGGCAGAAAUGUGGCAACGGCUACGUAGAGGAGGGAGAGGAGUGCGACUGCGGAGAACUUGAGGAAUGUAUGAAUCCCUGCUGUAAUGCUACUACCUGCACCCUGAAGGGCGAUGCUGUUUGUGCACACGGACAGUGCUGCCAGGACUGUCAGCUGAAGCCGGCAGGAACUCCUUGCCGUGAGUCCAGUAACUCCUGCGAUCUCCCCGAGUUCUGCACCGGCGCUGGCCCACACUGCCCCUCCAACGUCUACCUGCACGAUGGCCACGCCUGCCACAACGUCGAUGGCUACUGCUACAACGGCAUCUGCCAGACGCACGAGCAGCAGUGUAUCACGCUGUGGGGCCAAGGAGCAAAGCCGGCGCCGGGCAUCUGCUUUCAAAGGGUUAACUCGGCAGGAGACCCCUACGGCAACUGUGGCAAGGACUCCAAGGGCUCCUUUGCUAAAUGUGAAGCACGAGAUGCUAAAUGUGGCAAAAUCCAGUGUCAAGGAGGAGCCAACCGGCCCGUAAUUGGCACCAACGCUGUUUCCAUAGAAACCAACAUCCCCCUGCAGGAAGGGGGGAGGAUACUGUGCAGAGGGACGCACGUCUACUUGGGGGAUGACAUGCCCGACCCCGGCCUGGUGCUGACGGGCACCAAGUGUGGAGAUGGCAUGAUGUGUCUGAACCGUCAGUGCCAGAACGUCAGCGUCUUCGGCGUGCACGAGUGCUCGGCCAAGUGCAGCGGUCGAGGGGUGUGCAACAACAACAAGAACUGUCACUGCGAGGCUCACUGGGCGCCUCCAUUCUGUGACAAGGCGGGCUUCGGGGGGAGCGUGGACAGCGGCCCCAUCAGAUUGGCAGACAGCAGGAAUCUGGCUGUGGGCAUCUUGGUGGCUCUGCUCACUGUCCUGGGAGCCGGACUGAUCGUCUGCAUCAAGAGGAAAAGUCUACUGGGCCUCCUCUUCACCAGUAAAAAGAACCCGAUUGAGAAGCUGAGAUCUGUGAGCACCUCCAUCAGCAGACCCUCCGCUCCCAACCAGCCUCCAACAGCGAGCACGACCUCUCCAUCUCGACCGGCCCCGCCUCUGCCACACGGCGCCACCAUCUUCAAGCCUCCUCACCGGGGACCAGAGGCGGCGCUCCCACCGGCCCCCUACCCCACACACAGCCUGCGCAGACUGCCCCAGUGCCCUCCCGUUCACCUCAGCCACCCCGUCCCCCUGUCCCUCACCCUGUCCCUCUCCCCCGGCCCCGCGCAGCCCAGACCCCCGGUGCCUCCACCACACAUCCACGUGGCGCCCAGGGGGGCGUCGUUCCGCGGUGCGUCACGCCACAACUCCUGCAGGAUGGUCAUGGAGUUGGAGAAGCCCAGUCCUCCUCAGAAACCCCUUCCUGCGGAUCCAAGAAGCUCUCGCCUGGUUCGAAGUCCCCCUGUAGUGCAGGGCCACAAUGUACUCCAAGGGCCCUCUGCUGUUUGUGGCCCUGCACCGAUGCCUGGUGCACCCAGACCUGUUCGCCCUGUCCCACACCCAAAAAAACCCAGCCCCAAGCAACCUCCAACACUACCAAAGCCUUGCAUAAUUGCCAACGUCAAAUACAGCAGCUGAGACUUUUCGCCGAAAGGGACAUUGUUGUGACAAGACACUUACAAAAUUUGCACUAUGAAAACUCUGAAAACCUUAAAAAAAAAAAAAAAAAGAAAAAAGAUGGCGGCCUUCUCUGAAUCAGGAGAUCCGCCGUGUCCCUUUGGUGCUCUGUCUCUGAAUGGUGCUACGAGUCUGAGCUCAGGUACAUGUAAAGUAUUUAUAUUGUGUAUUUAUUGCCACGCAGUGCACUGUGCCAGACACUUUUACUACACGGUAGCAACUUUGAAUAAUUUUUUUUUUCAUUAUUUGUUAUUUGCAUCAGUUCGACGUUUUCUUUUCAUUUCGACUGAUCUGUAAUGGGAGAUUUUUUUUUUUAAAAAAAGAAAAGAAAAGAAAAGCCAAUCUGUGAAAUUCUUGAUUGCAGAAAUGUGUUUAUGAAAUGUGUUUUUAAUGAAGGGAAUCCUUUACGUUAUGGUGUUUGUUCUGUAUACAGUGAAAGGAAUUGGAAAAAAAAGAAGAAGAAGAAUUUUGUGCAAUGACAGACGAGAACAGAGACAAGAUUCGUAGUGCAUUCGGAGCCCAGUGGGGUUUCUCUUGAAGGGGGUAAUGCUCCUCGUAGAAGUUUUGAGCCAGUCUGACGAGGCUUGAAACAACCGCACAGAAAUGGAAAAAAAAAAAUGGAACAAUAUGUAUUACUGCAACCGCUCUGCAAUCGAAAGGAAGAGAGUCUUGUUUUUCCUCUGACGACUGAGGUUCGGGUCUGUUUCCUCUACAUUUAUAUUUCGGAAAGGUAACAAGUGGAAUCUGUGAAAUGUCACUGAUUUUGCCAUUUCAUUAACAAGCCCCGAGAAGCUCACUUGAGGGGAUCUGGGUACCGAGGUGUUAAACUGAACAAGGAUCUGAAAUGAGCUGAGAUCAGGGAAGCGUUCAUCCCUCAGAGAGAGUAAACUUUCCCUGAAAUAGUGCUCUGCUGAAGGUCAGGUGUGUGUUUUUGAGUUCUUCCCUCCGUGCCUGUCCAGACUGAGGACUCUUGUGUGAAAGUCGUCAAGUCAUGAAAACCAAGAAAGGACUUUUUCUUAUAGACGUUGCAGAGGCAUCACAUGUAAAAACGUUACGCUACAGUUUUCCUUUGAAGUCGUGUUUGUGGGGGUUUCUCAAUAACUGGAGCAGUUAUUAAUUUUUCUAUUUUUUGUACCUUUUUUCAUUUGGCUAUUGAGAUUAGUUUUUUAAGCCAAUCUACACGCCAGAUAGAAAAAAAUCCUGCAUUAAUUGAAUUUGUGGUAAUUGAACGGCGUUAUUAAUUUUUCUGACUGGAUUGCAUCACAGCGUAUAUAUGAAUAUGAACAUAUAUAUACAUUCGCACUGAGCAGCAUUUCCUUUAAGCACAGCUCUUGUUCACGUAUAGGCUGAAAACUUGUUACUUUUGAUACUGUUAUCUUUUUAAAAUACUGCACUAGUUUUACUUUCAUGGCUUUGUUUACUUUACUUUGCUUUUGUUCAAUGCUGCGUGUCCAUGUACUAACAGUACAGUGUUUGUGUCCAGCCACCUGACUGUACGUUACGUCCCCAAAAUGUUCCUCGUAUGUUGUGUUACAGGUGAACACGUCGCCAUGGAGAAUGCUUUUUUUUGUAUAAUGAUUGUUUGAUACAUCAUAUGUAAAGAAAAAAAAAAACAAUUGUGUCUGGUCAUGUUACUUUGAACACUUUCGAACAGUAUUAGUAAAACAGCUUUUUUUUU